CACGUGUCCCCCCCGGAGUUUGUGUUAUACAACAACCGCGGCAGCAGCAGCAGCAUGUAAGGGGAGAGUACGGGGAGGGGGUGAUCCGCUGCCGGGGUGUGAUGGCCAAGCGCCGGGGUUCCGUGGACUCCAAAGUCGGGGGCAAAAAGCCGAGGAAGCAGCCGGCCAAGAGGAACCGCGGAGGGGAGAGCGGAGGUGCAGCGCGGGGGGAUGGUAAGGGGGAGGCACCUGAAUACGGGAAGGCCCAGAAUAAGAAGAGCAAGGAUGCAGCCCCAGCUGCACGAACCACAAGAAAGGCUGUUAGAGGCGCAGACAAGGCACCUGCCGGGGACGGCGUGCAGAAACCACCUCCUAAAGCCAAGAAAGCAGCCGCCAAACUAGUAAAAACAGAAGACACAGAGAAGGAGAUCGAAGACUUGCUAAGUUUGGAGUCCAUAGCGAUCGUUCCAGAUGCAACCGUUAAAGAUGGCUGCAGUAGCGAAGAGGAUGCGGAGGACAGUGACGAGGAGUGGGAGGACGUGGAAGAGCUCAAUGUGCCGGCAUUGGAGGCGUUACAAGCCACGACAUCUGAUGAUCCGGGUUUACCCACAAAGCCGGUAGAGAUAGAAAUCGAGACAGCGGAGGCGGCGAGGAAACGGAUGAGGAGAGAGAAAAGGAAAGCGGAGUUUGCUGCGUAUAUGCGCAGAAUAAUGAACCGAUUCAGCAAGGAUUUGCGGGACGAUACGCAUAAGGUUCACCUGCUCUGCCUUCUGGCCAGUGGUUUCUACCACAAUGACAUAUGCAACUUGCCCAAUCUCCAGGCUGUGGCGCUGUCUGUGGUUCCCGUCAAGUUUGUCAAUAUUCCAGCCGCUCGUGUGGACGUGAUCUACCUGACAAACCUAGUCAAGUGGUUCAAAACCACAUUUACUUUGAACCCAGAAAUGUCUCUGGAUGAGCGCGAGCUCUUGUCAGCCACUCUAGAGCGGAGAUUUGGGGCUUACGGAGUGCGAGAUGAAGAGGAGAUGAUCCAUAUCUUUCUGAUCCUCCUAAGAGCAUUACAACUCCUGAGUCGCUUGGUUUUUUCCCUGCAGCCCAUCCCCUUGAAGGAGCCAUCCGCCAAGGUAAAACACAGUCCCAGAGAGAAGUCCUUCUCCAAAACCACCAAAAAGUCCCGCAAAUCCCAGAAAUCCCCCAAAGGCAAAUCUAAAAUAGACCCAAAACAGAAGGCAGAGAAAGCGGUGAAGAAAGAAGAGGCCGUUGCAGAGGAAAGUGACGAAGAAGGGAAACUAGCAGAUACAGCUGCGUCCAGGAAAGUAGCCAAUAAGAAGAGUGUUAAGGUAGAGAGUGAUGAGGACACUAAGCGGAGAGCUCGUCCAAAGAACCAGCUUCGGAGAAAGGCGGCCUCAAAAGUUACGUAUAAGGAAGAAAGCGAGAGUUGCAGCGGCAGCAGUGAUUCCGAAUUCACCUACUCGGACAGCGAUUCAGACAAGUCAUUUAACAGAAAAGUGACAAAAGUAUCACCCCUAUUAAAGGGAAACAGAAGAAAGUCUGGCGAGGGAACAGCAAAAAGCCCUGUAGCUCACGGACAGCCUAAAUCAAAGAGCACCCCCAAAAAUGACAAGGUGCAGCCUAAGGGGAGAGGCAAGAUCAUCUCCACGGAUGACGAAGAAGAGGGGAUACUGUCGCCACCUAGUGGUAGCGACCAGUGGGUGGAAGUAUAUUUGGAGAAAGAUGAGCGGUGGGUAUGUGUGGACUGUGUGCGUGGGACAAUUAAUCGGCCUCCGUUGUGCUUUAAGGCUGCCACCAAACCUGUAACUUAUGUGGUGGGGUUUGACAAUUCUGGCUCUGUUAAAGAUGUGACGCAGAGAUAUGAUCCGGGGUGGAUGACCGGGACACGCAAACGCCGCAUUGAUCCAGAGUGGUGGCAGGAGACACUGAGGCCUUACAGGAGCAAGGACCCCAAACAGGAGGAUAAGGAAGAUGUAGAGUUUGAAGCUAAAUUACUGGACCAACCUCUGCCCACGUCAAUCACCGAGCUUAAGAAUCAUCCACUUUAUGCUCUAAAGAGGCACCUGCUGAAAUAUGAGGCCAUCUACCCAGAAUCUGCGGCCAUCCUGGGCUACUGCAGGGGGGAAGCCGUGUAUUCCAGGUCUUGUGUCCACAGCCUCCACUCCAGGGACACAUGGCUCAAAGAGGCGCGCGUGGUGCGGCUCGGGGAGAUGCCGUACAAGAUGGUGAAAGGCCAGUCUAACCGGGCCAGGAAAGCCCGUCUGGCAGAUCCAGAGAAGGACUGCAAUGACCUUGCCCUGUUUGGCCUGUGGCAGACUGAGGACUACCAGCCGCCUGUCGCUGUGGAUGGGAAGGUUCCACGCAAUGAGUUUGGGAAUGUCUAUCUGUUCAGACCUACCAUGCUGCCAAUUGGCUGCGCCCACUUACAAGUGCCCAACCUGCACCGCGUGGCCAGGAAGCUGGACAUCGACUGCGUCAGCGCCAUCACCGGCUUUGACUUUCACUGCGGCUUCUCGCAUCCUGUAACGGAUGGCUAUAUAGUCUGUGAGGAGUAUAAAGACGUCUUGCUGGCCGCCUGGGAAAAUGAACAGGUCGAGAUAGAGCGCAAGCAGAAAGAGAAGCGGGAGAAGCGAGCACUGGGGAACUGGAAACUGCUGAUAAAGGGACUUCUGAUCAGAGAGAGGCUGAAAGCGCGAUAUGGCAAAGAGGGUACGGAGACGCUGAGCUCGGCACUGGGAGAAGGGGGACUGUCAUCCGAUGAGGACGGUCCAGCCAUGGAGACCCCAGCUCAGGACGCCGCUGUAUCCUGGCCCCAAAACCGCCAGGAGGACCAGCAGGGAAGGAAAGCUAAGCAGAAGAGCAGGAGGGAGAAGAGGGGAGAAGAGAAGCACUUAUUUCCAUUCGAAAAGCUGUGACCUUCUCCUGGUCACAGAGGUUACAGGUCCCGGCCCAUCCCUUCCAUCAGCCACUGGCUGCAGAUCCUGCACAACUUCCAAUAACACAAAGCAGGAACAGAAAUUACUUUUGUUGAUAAGAAGAAAAAAAAGUUUUGUACAAAUGUUUUUUCCAUACCGAAGAAAUAAAACUUUCUAUAUAAA
Molecule: messenger RNA, 3086 nt
Organism: Pseudophryne corroboree (corroboree frog)
Lineage: Eukaryota; Metazoa; Chordata; Amphibia; Anura; Myobatrachidae
Gene: XPC
Product: XPC complex subunit, DNA damage recognition and repair factor
Exons: 16
Coding region: 102-2903 (933 amino acids)
Biological process (GO): mismatch repair; nucleotide-excision repair
Cellular component (GO): nucleus; nucleotide-excision repair factor 2 complex; XPC complex
Molecular function (GO): damaged DNA binding; single-stranded DNA binding
Source: RefSeq, a predicted model, not a curated record